This is a messenger RNA of Corythoichthys intestinalis (scribbled pipefish), 14703 nucleotides long. RefSeq names its product chromodomain helicase DNA binding protein 6 (gene chd6). Gene Ontology annotation, molecular function: protein binding; ATP-dependent chromatin remodeler activity; ATP binding. The coding region runs from base 1887 to 10739 and encodes 2950 amino acids. The transcript has 46 exons. The record is from RefSeq and is a predicted model, not a curated record. NCBI's taxonomy places the organism in Eukaryota, Metazoa, Chordata, Actinopteri, Syngnathiformes, Syngnathidae.
UGUCGAUCUGUCGGACCAUGGCCCCCAACAAAAUGUUUAAUGCAUAUGAAGCUGAAUGGCUUCACCUUGCUGGUGUUAAACUGGUCUUUUGGACGUCCGCAAAAGUUAAUCCAUUGUUUACAAUUUUCAGUGUUGGGAGUAACGCCGUUAUAAAUAACGCCGUUACGUAACGGCGUUAUUUUUUUCAGUAACGGGGUAAUCUUAACUAAUUACUUUUUCCGCCGUUACAACGCCGUUACCGUUACUGACGGUCAAAAGCGGUGCGUUACUUACUCUGAAUAAAUUGAAGAAACUACCAGCCGUGUUGAGUCGACUCUCUGCUCUGUUGAUUUAUCAUCCAAGACUGGGGGUGCGUUCAGGUUCGAGAAUAGCGCACGUACUUCUGACUCCAAGCUGUUUGUCCCUGCUCAUUCAAUUAGACAAUGCUUUCCAAAGUUUGGUAACAUUUCUGUGUUUGCUACACCUGAUGCUAGCCUCGUUCCCAUCUCCCACUGUCAGCCAGCAAUAAUUCUGUUUCCAUCUUGAGGACGGCAGACGCUUUGAAGGUGACGUGAAUUGUCGGGAAACGAGCCUACCUGAAUGCAUCCCCUCGAGAGAUGCGAUGGAAGUGAUUGUGAUUGGCUGAGGGUUAGAGUCAUGUGUCGUGGUAAGCCAAUCAGAGCCGGUGAUUUCACAAGCAAACCGGAACAGUGCGUGCGGCAAACACACCCACGCAAAACAGAUGCACAUGGUUGGGAUGGCGGAGCAUUCAGAAGAAAAAUUGUCCUUUAUGAGGUGGAGAUAUAGACACUAUUUCAAGUUUGUCGAAAUUAAAGGAAAGAAUCUGCAUGUAAUGUGUAAUUUAUGUCCCGGGGCAAAGCUUUUGUCGACAUCUGUGGUAAGCAAUUCAAAUCUGCUGAAGCACCUAACAAGUUAACUCCCUGUCUGUUCUUCUCUAUUCCACUGACUUGAAUACUGCUCGGAAAAUUUCAAAUUCUUUGACAUAUAACAAGUUCUUUUUAAAGUAACGGGAAUAGUUACUUUCCCUGGUAACUAGUUACUUUUACUAUAGAGUAAUUCAGUUACUAACUCAGUUACUUUUUGGAAGAAGUAGUGAGUAAUGUAACUAAUUACUUUUUUAAAGUAACGUGCCAACACUGACAAUUUUUCCUCUCUGAGUUUUUGGCUUCAGGAAACGUAUGAAGAAAACAUCCUUCAUAUGUGGUCGUUUCUACAAGUUCCGUAGCAGCAGUGUUUACUCUUUUUUUGAAAGAUUACCAGCAGAAAACGAGCAUUACUAGCAUUGGUUGCAAGCGUGCUUCUAUGUUGACCCCCUUCCGGUUCACGAUGGUGACGUCACGCAGCCUUGCGGUCUAAAAAUAGCAUUCUUGCAGUACGCUAUUCCACUUCAAAUGGAUUGGACGUUUACUAGUGAUAAACUCAUUUCAAUUGACUGAAAGGGUAUGAAAAGACCUCUUGUCGCCCCUACCAAAAUGGAAGAUAGCUUGCCAGCCUGUUAGCUGACUCCGGCAAAAGGUUCACAUUUAUCGCCGCUGUAAAAUCUGUCAAACAACCAAUUGAGUGCAUGGUCGCAUGAAGCCUUCCAGGUGGGAGUGGGAAAAUGCCACUUGGAUUUUAGGCUGGCACAACAACUGUAACCUCCCAAAAUGUACACAACAAUUCUUAAAAUAAAAAAAACAAAGUAUUUUAUCCAAUGUGUAAGAUUUUAAAGGUGAAUAUAUUUACACCAACGGCGUGAGAUUGACAUUUUUUUCCCUUUCUUUUAAAGAUGAGUCCAGUGUUUUUCUCUGAAAAACGUGAAAACUGCCUCUGUGGAUUGUCCAAAUGAAUUGGACAUCUAUCGGAGGUGUCAAAUUGAUCUUUUUGAUGCAGUGACGUGGUCGAAGAUGAAAAUCCACAAGAAGGACAAGCAGCAGCAGAUGUUGGGUGGCCUCCUGAAGCACACGACGACGGUAACCUCGCCUGAGCAGAAGAGCAGCACACAGACUUCGCUCCCGGUACUCCCCAGGGGCCACCUCCUUGUGGGCCCCAAGGAGCAGCUCCGUCUUCUGGCCCCCGUGGGGGGGUUGUCCAAUCACUGCAAGGCCCCCGCCCUGCUGGUGGCAGCGACCCCGCCGGCCCCGCGACCACCCUCCUCCCUAAGCGAGGAAGAUGAUGCCGGUGGCGGCGGAAGGGUGAGGAAGAAACGCAAGAAAAAGGAGAAACGGGAAUCGCUGGAGGACGACGAUGCUGACGCCGCUAAAAAACGCAAGCCGGGCAGGGGGACCCCCAUCGAUGGAGCCGGCCCCAAUAAGAAGCGCAGGACCAAAGCACGGGUUGAUGCUGACCCGGGGGCUCGGAGCGAAAUCCCGCACGGUGCCAGGCGGAAAAACACUUGCACCCCCUCCGUCACUCUUCCGCUUUCCGCGGAAGUGCCUGUUAAGAUUCCCGGAAAACGAGGGCGGAAACCCAAGAUUAAAAUCUUGCCCCCACUUCCCCCACAUCAAGCUACACCUGCCUCGGCCACCCCCAUCAGGCAGCAAGCCCAACACCCCAAGAACCACAACCAAUCUGGUGUCAAACCUGCUGCUCCCACACCGCCCAAGCAGAGGGGCCGCAAACCCAAAGAUCCCGGCGCUGCCCCGGUGGAGAAGAAAAAAAAGGUUAAGCGGAGAAAGUCGACGGCAGCUGUCCCAGAGGGGGCAGAGAGCGAUGACGCCGCCUCGCUGUCCGUCAACACGGGUGGGGAGGACAGCCAGGACCCCCUGGACAAUGCGAAGCGACGCUCGGGUCGUCAAGUGAAGCGCAGGAAGUACAACGAAGAUUCGGAUCUGAAGGUGGUGGACGACGACGGGGAGACCAUCGCUGUCCUGGGAGCUGGACGUAUCGCCGCACUCAACGCCACCGCGCUGGCCUGGCAAGCCGAGGAACCGCCAGAGGAUGAAGCCAACAUCAUCGAGAAGAUCCUGUCUGUGCGUCCGGUGAAGAAGGAGAUGUCGUCAUCCUCUGAGGAGCAGGCCGAGGAGACUGAAGAAUUUUACGUCAAGUACCGAAACUUUUCCUAUCUGCACUGCAAGUGGGCCACACUUGACGAGCUGGAGAAAGAUCCAAGAAUCCACCAGAAGAUCAAACGCUUCAGGACCAAGCGGGCGCAAAUGAAGCACCUUUUUAGCGAGCCUGACGAGGAUUUAUUUAAUCCUGACUACGUGGAGGUGGACAGGGUGCUGGAGGUGGCUGUCACCACGGACACGGAGACCGGAGAGGAGGUGACGCACUAUCUGGUGAAGUGGUGCAGUCUGUCCUACGAGGAGGCCACCUGGGAGCUCCAGGAGGACUUAGACCCGGAAAAAAUCAAAGAAUUUGAGGAAAUUCAAAAGCUGCCGCCGGACUUGCGACAUGUGGAGCGUCCGCCCCCCGAAAAGUGGCAGAAGUUGGAGCGUUCCCGAGAUUACCGCAACGGGAACCAGCUUAGAGAGUACCAGCUAGAGGGCAUGAACUGGUUGCUUUUCAACUGGUACAACAGGAAAAAUUGCAUCCUGGCUGACGAAAUGGGCCUAGGCAAGACCAUCCAGUCCAUCACUUUCCUGAACGAGAUGUUUGGCAUGGGCAUCCGGGGGCCCUUUCUGAUUAUCGCGCCGCUCUCCACUAUUACCAACUGGGAGCGCGAGUUCCGUACAUGGACGCGCAUGAAUGUCAUCGUCUAUCACGGAUCCCAGAUCAGCCGGCAGAUGAUCCUACAGUACGAGAUGUUUCACCGUGAUGCCCAGGUCUCUGCUAAGAUUCAUCACGGCAAUGCGGCAACGAGCGUGCUAAAGUUUCACGGGUUGAUCACCACCUUCGAGAUGGUGAUGGCCGACUGCCCCGAGCUGAAGAAGCUUCAGUGGCGCUGCGUGGUCAUCGAUGAGGCGCACCGCCUCAAGAACAGGAACUGCAAGCUGCUGGAGGGACUCAAGCUCAUGAACCUAGAGCACAAGGUUCUGCUGACGGGAACGCCGCUGCAGAACUCUGUUGAGGAGUUGUUCAGUCUGCUGAACUUCUUGGAGCCACUGCAGUUCCCUUCGGAGAGCGCUUUCCUCCAGGAGUUUGGGGACCUCAAAACUGAGGAGCAGGUGAAGAAGCUUCAGGCCAUCUUGAAGCCGAUGAUGCUGAGGAGGCUGAAGGAUGACGUGGAGAAGAACCUGGCACCUAAAGAGGAAACCAUCAUAGAGGUGGAGCUCACCAACAUGCAGAAGAAAUACUACCGAGCUAUCCUGGAGAAGAACUUCUCCUUCCUGUCCAGAGGAGCCAACCAGCACAACAUGCCCAACCUCAUCAACACCAUGAUGGAGUUACGCAAGUGCUGCAACCACCCUUAUCUGAUCACAGGAGCCGAGGAGAAGAUCCUGGAGAGCUUCAGGAAGACUCAUGGCCCGGAUGUGCCUGAUCUUCAGCUGCAGGCCAUGAUCCAGGCGGCCGGGAAGCUGGUUCUCAUCGACAAGCUGCUGCCCAAACUUCUCAGCGGGGGACACAAGGUUCUGGUCUUCUCCCAGAUGGUCCGUUGCCUCGACAUCUUGGAGGACUACCUCAUACAGAGGCGUUACACGUACGAGCGCAUCGACGGUCGCGUGCGUGGCAACCUUCGGCAGGCGGCCAUUGACCGAUUUUGCAAGCCCGACUCGGACCGAUUCGUCUUCCUGCUGUGCACAAGGGCGGGCGGCUUGGGCAUCAACCUAACUGCUGCUGACACCUGCAUUAUUUUCGACUCUGACUGGAACCCGCAGAACGACCUGCAGGCUCAGGCGCGCUGCCACCGAAUCGGCCAGAGUAAAGCCGUCAAAGUAUACCGCCUGAUUACCAGGAAUUCCUACGAGAGGGAGAUGUUCGACAAAGCCAGCCUAAAGCUGGGCCUGGACAAAGCGGUUCUUCAGGACAUCAACCGCAAGGGCGGCCUCAACGGGGUCCAGCAGCUCUCUAAGCUGGAGCUUGAGGACCUGUUGAAGAAAGGCGCGUAUGGCGCUCUGAUGGACGAAGAGGACGAAGGGUCAAAGUUCUGCGAGGAAGACAUCGACCAGAUCCUGCAGAGACGCACGCAGACCAUCACCAUACAGUCCGAGGGAAAAGGAUCCACCUUCGCCAAGGCCAGUUUCAUCUCGUCAGGCAACCGCACCGACAUCUCUCUGGACGACCCAAACUUCUGGCAAAAGUGGGCCAAGAUCGCCGAAGUGGAGAUCGACUCCAAGUCUGAGAAGGAGUCUCUGGUGAUCGACACCCCUCGCGUGCGCAAGCAGACUCGGCACUACAACUCUUUCGAGGACGAUGAGCUGAUGGAGUUCUCAGAGCUGGACAGUGACUCUGAGGAGAAGCCGUGCCGCAGCAGACGUCUGGGCGAGCGCGGUCGGCGCUACCUGCGAGCUGAGUGCUUCCGCGUGGAAAAGAACCUGCUCAUCUUUGGGUGGGGGCGUUGGAAGGACAUCCUCAACCAUGGGCGCUUCAAGUGGCACCUGGCAGAGAGAGACAUGGAGGCCAUCUGCAGGGCUCUUUUAGUUUAUUGUUUGAAGCACUACAAAGGGGACGACAAGAUCAAAAGCUUCAUCUGGGACUUGAUCUCACCCAGCAAGGAAGGCCAGGACCAGGACCAAGAGCUCCUCAACCACUCCGGACUGUCUGCUCCGGUUCCUCGCGGGCGAAAAGGCAACAAAAUCAAGACUCCGCUGAGUGCUCCUGAAUUAAAGAACGCAGACUGGCUAGCCCACUGCAACCCUGAAGUGGUUCUGCAGGAUGACAGCUACAAGAAACACCUCAAACAACACUGCAACAAGGUUCUUCUGAGGGUGAGGAUGCUGUACUACCUGAAGGUAGAGGUUCUGGGUGAAGCAGCCAAUCAGGCUUUGGAGGACACGGCUGCCAGGCAACUGGACGUUUCGCUGCCCGACAUUGACUACAUCGAGAUUCCGGCAUCGUGGUGGGACGCCGAGGCCGACAAAUCUCUGCUGGUCGGUGUCCACAAGCACGGCUACGAGCGCUACAACGCCAUGCGCGCCGACGCCCACUUGUGCUUUCUCGAGAGAGUCGGCAUGCCUGAUGUCACCGCGCUGUCGGCCGAGCAGGGGGGAGGAGAGGCGACUGCAGAUGUCGCCGACAGCGCGGUGAAAGGGGACGACAACAGCGAGAGCACAAAUGGCAAAAGCGAAGGAGGCGAUGAGCGGGACGACAAAAUUAAGGGAGACAAGAACUGCUUGAGUGCAGACGCUGCUGACAAGCCGGAUGCCGGUGUUGCCACAGCAGUGUGUCACGGGUCCCUCAGCGCUGACACCAAUGCUCAGGAUGCCACCCUGGUCACAACCCCGUCAGACGCAGGAAGCGGCACGGGUGUGGCAGCUCUGCAUGUGGUCCAGGCGCGCCCCCUCUGGCCCGCUGGCCCAGCUCUGACAGCCCGCCUACGCCGCCUGAUUGCGGCCUACCAGCGCUUCACGCUGAGACGUGAGCCCCUCCUGCGGCACGACUUCCUGCUUCACGACGGCGCGGUGGGCGCCUCCCUUGGCCUCCGUGCCGAGGGAGCCCUGGCCUGGCAGCUGGGUGAAGAGCUGAGGCGCUGCUCCUCCAGCCACGCCGAAUCGGAAGCAGUCUUCUUGGAGUGGCAGAGGAGAUGGACCCGGCGCGAGCAGAUGGACUUUUACCGUACUGUGUCGUCGUUCGGCGUGGCCUACGAUCCUGACAGGAAAAUGUUCGACUGGUCGCAGUUUCGAGUUCUGGCCCGACUGGAGAGGAAGACAGACGACAGCCUGGAAACGUACUUCAACUCAUUUGUCAAGAUGUGCCGGAGCGCCUGCAAGCUGCCGCCCAGGAAGGAAGAAGGCUUGAUGGACAGCAGCAUUCUGGUGGAGCCUCUGACAGAAGAGCGAGCCGCACGGACCUUGUACCGCAUCGAGCUUCUCCGCAAGAUCCGUGAACAGGUCCUCCGCCAUCCGCUGCUGUCGGCGCGCCUGCAGCUGUGCCGCCCAUCACUCUACCUCCCCGUGUGGUGGGAGUCGGGGAAGCACGACCGGGACCUUCUGGUGGGAGCGGCUCGACACGGGUUGAGUCGUACAGACUUCUACAUCCUCAACGACCCCCAGCUGGGCUUCCUAGAAGCCCACAGGAACUAUGUGAGGGGACACCACACGUCCCAUCUUCACAGGCUGCCGCCCCCCCACUGCUGCCUGUACGACACCCCUCCACCUCCGGAGUAUCCCCAGCAGGCAACCUCUACUCCCUCUUCGUCAUCGUCCUCUUCUUCUCACCCGCACGCUCGGCCAGAGGCGAGCUCUCCAGGCCUGGGGAUGGUCUCGACUUCCCGGGGCGACUUCCUGGACUGCCCCCCACUGGAUGAGAGCCUUGGGGACAUGGAGGCGCUGCACGGGGGCAAGGCUUCCAAGGACGCCCCCAACGGCUUCCCCUUUAACUCAGCGGCCGGCGGUCAGAGCAUGCUCAACUCGUAUGGUGGCGACCUGCGCUCCGAGCUGAGGAACGACGCACUGGUGGGGGAGCAGGGCUCGUCCGAGGAGACCGGACUUCUGGCGCCGUCUGUGGAGCUGGAUCGGCUGCAGGCUCCCUGGGAUGGAACGGACCACUCCAGCCCGGCUCAGCACAUGUUCAACGAGUCGGACCCCAUCCUAGGUCCCACGGGCUUCCUGGAGGAGGAGGACGAGGAGGCUCGGCACGGGGACGGCAGUGCCAGCGGUGGCGGGGAUGGGACCCUGGAGGAGUGUCUUGGACUACCCCCUUCGGCUUCACCCUCUCAUCCGUCGGCCGCCGAUUCCGUGGAGUCAGCCAGCUUCAUGCUGUUCAAGGACAUCGGUGUUAGUGAAGAGGCUGGUGUGGACCAAAGCGACCUGGCGGCGAGCCCCUUGCCGCCUUAUAUCGCCCCGCUCUCUCCGCCCGACACGUUGGAGGACGUCAGGGGUCGGGACGCCCGAGGCGGAGAUGACAGCUUCAAGUUCGAUGUCAAGGGCGAAGACAGCUUGGAGAAAGACAACAUUCUACUUGAGGACCAGUGUGACUCUCAUCAAGCCGUUCACGCGAGUCUGCGUCUGCCUCUGGACCUGGCCCACAUGGGCGCCCCACCCGAGCCGCGGGAUGACAUGGAUGUCCCCGACCCGCUGUGUCCGGAUCUCAUGUGUCCCAUGGAUGAAGUGGACACCUUGAUGUUCGCCGAAGAAGACGAGGAGGAUGAAGAGGAGCGUGCCGACCCGAUGCCCGAAGCUCCGGGGGAGCUUCUCAGAGGAGAGAACGACGAGCCCGAAGCGGACAGUCUUCUUGACGACGACGCGGCGGCAGAUCCGGAUCCCGAGGAAAAAGCGGAGCUUCUGGGGGAGACGGAGGAGCGCAAACCCGAGAUGAGCCCCGUUAAGUCGGAUGAUGUUGCUACGGAGACGGAGAGCGGUCCCGUUGAGGGGGAAGUCCUCCGGCCGAUGGCGGACGAGACCAAGACGCAGGGUCUGGACUCUGGCAGCGUUAUGACCGAGGCCAGCCGGGAAUUUUUGGAGGUCAAGGUGGAUCCCGACACGGAGCUCAAAGGUCAACCCGAGGAGGAGACGUCCUCCUCGCCGGCGGCUGUUGUGGAGGAUUAUUCUGGAAGUCCCAGAUUCGCAGCUCCCUUUUCCAUGGGUGACCCCCCUGAAAUCCACGAUGCCCGGGAGCCCACCAUUGCUCAGCUGCUCCAGGAGAAGGCGCUGUUCUCCUACUCUGAUUGGCCAAAGGAUCGUGUGAUCAUCAACCGACUAGACAGCAUCUGCCACGCCAUCCUGAAAGGCAAAUGGCCAUCGUCCAGUGAUCAGUACGACCCGCCGGCCUCCGUCGGCACCAACCAGCAGCACCUCCAGCGGAGCGCAUUUUUCCCUGCCGCUGUCGCUGGGCAGGCUCGGAUCCAGCAGGCCAACCCGGGCCUGGCCUUCCCCAUCCUACCGCCUCCUCUCACUAGACUGCCCAAGUACUCGGGGCGGGGUGGCGGCCGCGGGGCAUGGCGCGUCACCUCCCUCCCUCUCUUACAGGAGAGACUGGUGGCUCCGCCCUUCCUCCCCGAGCCCAAGCGCUCAGCGGGGCGGCGCUCCUUCGAUUAUGAAGCCGCGGCGGCGGUCGCCGCUAAGGUGCUAGCUGGCAAGGCGGCGGCCUCCAACCGGAACCCCUGCGGGGAAGGGUCACCCAAUUGCCGUUCUGGCACCCCCCUGCCGAACGGCUGGCAGGAAGCGGCCAUGGAUCUCAGCAAAUCGCCGGGCGACUUGCUCACACCCACGCCGGGGGACGGUGCUCGAAAGGUGACCCCGCCCCCGCCCAUUACGGCGCCCCUGGCGGGCUCGGCAGGGUUGGACAUGGCAGGUAUCCUGCAGGCCGGACUCAUCCAUCCCGUGACGGGGCAGAUUGUCAAUGGGAGCCUGAGGGGCGACGACUCGCUUCGGAGGAGGCGGGGCCGCAGGAGAAACGUCGAGGCGCUCUACUCAGAGUUUGCUAAGGGUCAAAGUAUGCACCUUCCUGAUACGACACAGGGUCGCGCAGAGGCUCUGAGCCCAUCUUCAUCAUCUGAGCUCCCGGUGGCGCCCCCUACAUCGACGGCACCCGCGCAGACGUCCCUAUCUGAUGCGGCCGCGGAGCAGGAAGCGGCCGGCGGCAAAGGUUUAAUGGAGUGGCUUCGACAUAAACCGGGAUACAGCUUGGACCUUCCUUUCGCUCAUGUGGGGGCGGGCGUCCUGCACGGAUUGGUCAAGCGGCCCAAGCAGCGGCGCCACCGCUGCAAAGACCCCACCAAGCUGGACGUCAACUCCUUGACGGGGGACGAGCGUGUUCCCGUUGUGCAUCGUGGGACUGGACGCAGGCUGGGCGGCGCUAUGGCUCCGGCCAUCAAGGAGUUGUCUCGCUGGUUGGAUGCCAACUCUGAAUACUUUGUGGCCACAGAUUGGGCGGACGUCGUCAAGCAUUCCGGUUUCCUCCCGGAGGUCAAGUUCUCCCGCAUCCUGACGGAACCCGUCAACAGAGACCCCUCGUCGCGGCGCCGCGGCCGGCGUCCCCGCAGCGAGAUGCCCAAACCCCUCCCGUCGGACCUGCCGCCACCCAUCUUUAUGAACGGCGCCCUGUUGAGCGGCGUGGACUCGGCGAUUGCCGUGCAGAACUUCCGCGCCGGGAUGCCCGGAAUACCCAUCGUGGCUGCGGGAUUCCCUCAUGUUUUCCCACCGGCGGAUGAGGGCAAGAACGGCCUGAGCGUGUUACCUAUGAUGCUUCACGGUGUGCCGCCGUCCCCCCACGGCACCACGGUCCCGCAACACGCCCUGUUCGGUGUUAUGCCGCUUCAUGCCACUUCUUCCUCCUCGCCGAGCGGGAAAAGCGGCACCACGGAGACUGGCGGCGGAACGCCAGCGACGCCCACCGAGCCCGCCACGCCUUCUGGGGUCCAGAAUAAGUGCGACCCUGGGAGUCACCUGACUUUCAACCCCUUCCUAAUUCCUGGCAUGUCCCAUGGCCUCCUUUACCCGCACAUGUUUCUCCCACACGGCGGUAUCGUGGCACUGCCUGCCGUCCCCAACGCCGAGGACGAGUCCCCCAAAAAGAGGCGGCGGCGAGAGCGGGAGGAAAAGGAACCUGAGAGUCAGCAAUCGGAUUUGCACAAGGAACCGGAAGCGGAAGGACCCGAGAAACCCGAGCAAAGCACGGCAGAGCCUUCAACUCCGCCACCCUCGCAGGAAGCGAACUGCACAGAGGGGGACGAGGGAGUGCCACGGGACCCGCAAAGAGACCCAGAAAAAGACCCGUAGGGCGAGGAAGGAAACGCUGAGUGUCAAGUUUGUGCCGUGUCUGUUUGUCAGUCGUCGGACUUGAAUUCUUCUUCUUCUUCUGACAACGGUGAUGACAUCACACGUCUAACCCCACUCACAUUUCCACUUCACCUUCUCGACGUUGACCAAUCGCGAUAAAAGCAGAGAACAAUCUUUUUCUUUUUUAUGGUUUUGUUUCACUAUUUUGACUGAAGCGUACACGGUCAACAACUAGGAGGUCUGAUCAUGUUUCGUCGCCAUUGACAGCGAUAGACGUUCGGUCCAUUUGGACCACUCGAAUGGAUCAGACGUCUAUCGCAGUCAGUAAUGUGUUGGUUUCUCAUUCUUGUUGUACUUUUUCAGGCCUGCAGGGAGCAGUGACAGGUCCAUUUCCAUUAUCUUAACAUCUCUCUUUUCACUAAGGUGCACAUGUCCAAUCACUACAAUGGAGUAUUCAGGCAGCACAAAGAAAGGAAGGAAAAAGGACUAAGAGAGGAAAAAUUAAACAAAAAUUUUUUCUAUUAUAUUACAAGAAAAAAGUCAAUGUUACAUACAGUAAAUCUACGUAAUAACACUUAUAAUCAUAUGUCAAAUUAUUAUGUUAAAAGUUCAGUUUACUCAAUGUCAUGUAAAAUUACAAAAUAUUAAAUUUUUUAUUCUCGCACUAUUUGAAUUCUCAUGAUAUUACAACAACUUUAAUCUAGUAGUAUUACAAUGUAUGACUAUCAUUGUCAUAUGAUGAUGCAUGACUUUAAUAUUAUUACGUACAUUCGUCAUUUUCCAAACCCCUUAUCCUCACGAGGGUCGAUAGAAUUCCUCUAUCGUCCUCUGAAGUCCAAUGUCUUCUUUCACGGGAUUGAUGGUGCCUAUCUCACUCUUCGUCAGUGUUGUCACUAAUUACACCUCUAAAAAGUAAUCUAUUUACUUUACUGAUUACUUCAUUAUUAAAGAACUGUUACUUUAAAAGUAAUUUAUCAGUUUUUACCAAUUUUUCGCCCUUUGUUGCCUCAACAUAGGAAAAAACAGAAAAAUGUCAUUGCAUGUAAUUGGCUUUCCGAGAAUUUAAUUUGAAGGAGAUCACAAUUUUUCACAUAAGGCUUAAUCUUCAAGUUAGCGAGGGUUUAAGUAGUCGUUGGAGUUGAUUUCAACCAUUGACUCGCGCUAGCUUAGCCACUCCGGAGACCUGAAACAAAUAACUGACAAACUGCACGGAAUUUGUUCAAAUCAACUCCAAGGAAUAAUUAUACCCCUGCCAACUCAAAGAUUAAGCCUAAUUUAAAAAAUUCUGAACUUCCCCUUUAAAAUAAAGACCUAGCUGUUAAAAUGUUGUCUGUAAAAGUUUUAAAGCAAUAAAACAAACAAUAAAAAUAAAUGAACAAGAAUCCUACAGUAGUCAGUAUUUCAUAAUGUACAGUACAGGCCAAAAGUUUUCCCCCACCCCACAAACCGCCAAAAGUCAAACUCUGCCUAUGGAUACAAACUCUAACUAUGAAAUGUACGUAAAGCCUGGUUACAAACUGUAGAAGUGCUCUCGUUACCUGUCGGCUUUGCUUAGAGUUUUGACCCGUUGUGCUGUAAUUCCAAGUGGUUCAUUGAAUUGGGUGUGGCGUUUUUAGCUGUCCACAGUGAUUUUGAGCCAGUGCAAAGUUUGCAACGCACAGAGAGAUCUUCUCUGGACAAAAAUGUGAAGUAAUGGCUGUGUUUCCAGUGAGCAAUUGCAGCCGUUUCUGGUAUCUCUCCUGGCUCUUUCAUUAUUGGCGGUCUGACGAGGUAGCUAGGUUGUUGUUUUGGCCGCACUCUCGGCGCUGCUCACAGGGCAUGGUAAUAGUUGUGACCUUUUUUUUUUUUUUCUUCUCCGAUGAGAAAUCGUGACCUGUGAUGUCACUCCCAAUCGCAAGAGCAACAUUUCUAUAAGAAAAGCUCUUCGUACAUGAGUACAAUAUUCUUCAUUCUACAUACAUUAUGAGGCAAUAACAAAAUGGUAACGCACAGACACUAAGGAAACCAACUUUAAUCAGAUUACUGGUUCGGAAAAAUGAACGCGUUAGAUUACUCGUUACUUAAAGGAAGUAAUCAGAUUGACAACUCUGCUCUUCAUGACACAAAAAUGCGAGGAGACCUAUGCUCUAAUGUGCUAAUAAUGUAAUGAACCGUCUGUGGGCUUAAGAAAACUCUUUGUGAGACAAAAACCCAAGGAACCUUGUGUUCAUUUAGCUCAGAUGUCCACCAGCAAUAUCAACAAUAAGAACGUUGGGCCGGUGCACGUCAUCAUACUGCAACACACAAAUUGAAACAUGAUCAACAAUAGAGCAAUCGGAGCGCGGAAUUCCGUUACUAAGCAUGAUGGGAUAGAGCAAUAGAGCAGCAGGAUCUAAAAUUACCUAACAUUAAGACCUUGCAUAAAAUUAAGUAACAUUACGACUUUUUUUUUCGUUGUAUUACAACGCAUAACUCCAUUCUUCAAAUAUUAAAACUUAAAUCCAUAAUAUGACUUGAUUCUCUUAGUCCUUUUACCCCCCUUCUUUCUCAUUGUUGCCCUGAUGUUCUGUCGUAAAUCACAGCCAAAUUUCAGAAAGUUGGUGUGCAUGUGUGUGUACAUAGUCAAAGGGAGGGGCCUCGUUCUUGAAUUUUUUUUUUUUUUUUUACAAAUUAUACACAUACAGUAUAUAUACAUAUGCACUACUCAACAAAAGGGAGUUGCAAAUUACUGAUGUCAAUCAUGAGAUUAUUAGAGUAUGUUGACUAAAAUAUUUUUGGACAUAAAAGUCCCUAAAAUGUCAGCUUCAAACCAAAAUGGCUGUGUCUUUCUGGGUAUGGUUUCUUGAGACUUCUUUGUGCGACAGCUAAUGUUAGACAUGCCUACCAAAUUUUUGGUUGCUAGAUUCCACUGGCUUCGGGGGCAGAAUUUUCAAAAAUAUUUCAUGAAUUCCUAAAAAUGUCCCGAAAACCCCUUAAAUGCCCGAUUAAAACAAAAAUGGCAGAGUUCCUGCAUCUAUUUGGGGUUGACUUCUUGAGAUGUUUCUGUGAGUCUAAUCAUGACUGACCUGUCAACCAAAUCUCAUGUUGCCAAGUCAAGCUGCCUGGAUUGAAUUUUAUUUAAAAAAAAAAAAAAAAAAAACACUUCUGAAAAUAACAAAUGUCUUCUUCAAACCAAAAUGGCAGGCUACCCAUGUCUUUCAGGUAAUGGGUUCUUGAGACUUUUUCUUUUGUGGCUAUAACCACGAUUAACCUGUCUACCAAAUUUCAUGUCGCUAAACUUUCUUUAGGGGCUGAAUUUUUCAAAAACAUUCAAGGAAUUCCUGAAAAUGUCCCAAAAGCCUGUUAAACAUCUGAUCCAAAUCAAAAUGGUAGAAUCCCUGUGUGUUUUUGGGCAUGGCGUCUUGAGACUUUUUUUUUUUUUUUUUGUGAAUCUGCUCAUGAUUGACAGGCCUACGAAGGUUCAUGUUGCUAAGCAGGGAUGUCCCGUUUGUAUAUUUUUGCACCCGAGUCCGAGCCACCUGAUUUUGAGAAUCUGCCUAUUAGGACUGCAGCUACCGAAUAUUUUAGUAAUAGAGUAUUCUACUGAAAAUUCCAUCGAUUGAGUAAUCGGAUAAAACAUUUUUUUUUUUUUUUAAAUAAAGAGCAAUCAUAAAUUUACAUGAGGAAACAAGACAUUUCACUUAAUAUUGAACCAUUUUAGACAAUGAAUUUAUUUUAGAUGCAUAGUGGUAUGAAAAAAAGAUCUGAACCUUUUGGAAUUUCUCACAUUUCUGCAUAAACUCAUCAAAUGUGAUCUGAUCUUUGUCAAAAUCACACAGAUGAAAAAAGUUUCUGCUUUAACUAAAGCCACCCAAACUUAAUAAUUUUUGCGAACAUUAAACGAGCAACAAUUUUUUUAGACAGCAAUGGCUUCCUCCGUGGAGUGCUCCCAUGAACACCAUUCUUGGCCAUACUUGUACAUACUGGACUGUCUCAGAAAAUUAGA